CAGCUAGAGCCCACGCUACCUAGGCAAAUAUUUACUAUUUACAUUCGACCGCCGGGCACCACAACCACAACCACGACCACCUCCACCACAAUAACACACAACCAUACCAUACCACCUUGCCGUCGUCGCAGGACAGAACGCACAAAUAUGAAUCAAGAGCUAGACCUAGCUGAUUUGCCCUCGUAUGCCCACUUGAAUCGGGCACAGAAACGUGCAUUCAUUCUACGGGACAAGCUCAAGUUCCUCGACCCUCACCAUCUAGACACCUUCAUCGCCGGCAUCGAAUCCCCCGAGCCGCCCAACUACCGCAACAUUAAUGGGAAGACCGAGCCUGCCUUCGAAGAAGUCACUCUAACGAAAGAUGCCAAACGGCUGGAUCUGGGCAACGUUCGCUUCCAUGAACGUGAUCGCACUUUCAUCAAGCGAUCGUACCUAGUCAUCGAUGCUGGCAAUUGCGAGCUAAAAGAGACCAAGGCUUUACCGCAAGAUGAAGGCAAUCUACUCUGCGUGCCUAUAGAGGCUUAUUCGGUUGAGAGCACUGUACCGCUGUUUCUGGCGAAGUACCAAGCUAUUGAGGCCCGGCGACAUCAAAUCAAUGAAGUGCGUCGGUCGGCUUUCAGCGGAGCGGAGAAGUUCGAACCCCAAAUCAACAGGGGAAAGUCUCUUUCGAAACUACACUCCGAGAGCUACGAGGCGGAUGGAAGCGUGUUCAAACCUCGACCUCGUGCUGCAGGAGACCCUAUCCCGCGGCACGCCGCAAACAAGCGCAAGCGCAUUGGUCUGCCCGGAAUUCCAGAUGCCAUCAAAUCCGAAGCCCUAGGAAGUAUUCCAGAUCAUACAAGAGUGAUUCUUUUCGACAUGAUCAUGAAGAAUGCCUUCCCACACUUUGAUAACUUGAUGAUGGCAUCAUGGAAUGUGGUUUCUUUGUUCAGCGGAACCGGCACUGAGGAGAACGAACUGCUCCGUGCCAUCGCCCAGCUUGAUGCAGUUCUUCGGGAGUUUGACGACUACUAUGCAAUCCCGAAGAAGAUGAAGAGGAGCAGCGUUGAGGAGAAUGGGUCUGGUGCUAAAGACCGGGAUAUGCUUGCUCCUGCGAAUCCUGUUAACUCCCGCAGUGGAAGCUCAAGAAUCUCUGCUGAUCUUAGCACCCCAUCUGCGGCUCCCCAGUCAUUACCAUCUGGCAGCAAGAGCGCCGGGCGUCGCUCAAAGCAGCCCCACCCUUUCCAGAUAGAAGAUGACGAUGAUGAAGAAGAAGAUGUGGUCUCCGGAUCAGAACCUCCCUUUGGUUCCCGUCGUGCUUCUCGGGGGAAACACCAUCAUCAGUCGUCGUUCCCACCUCCAUCCCCUCGUCAAAGCCAACCUCAUCCUUCUUACUACUCUCCACGGGAACCGCCAACCCCCCGCAACCCCUACGCGCAGAACCCAUCCGAGCGCUCGUCCUCCUCUUCCGCAUACCCUCCUUUCCUCCCUCCAAACGACCCUAACUACCCGAGCUACCCCUUCCAUCACUCUCCAUCCAUGAACUCACCAUACCAAAACCACCCUUUCAAUCCCUACGCGUACCCUCCUCCUCCACCGUCACACAUGCCCCCACCGUUCUCCCACCCCAAGAACCCACACAUCCAGCGGAAAUUUACCCAGCCCUCUCCCUCCUCCCGCCAAUCCACGCCCCCGCGUACCGCGUCUCUCGCUCGACCGCUAUCCCAGCAGCAGCAGCAGCAGCGACAAAUUUACACCGACGGCAACAGCGACGAACCAUUGCGCUCACGCUCCAUCUCCCACAUCUCGCCGGCGCGGCCCCCCAAACCCCUCCGCACCGCCGAAAAAGGCGACAACAAAGAAGACGAAUCUGGCACAAAGACACACUCCAAAACCCUGGACGAAGAAUUCGCUGAGCUCGACGACCUCUUCAAUUCUCGGCCCAGCUCUAGGGAUAACGGGAACCGGAAAGAUGAAGAGAAACAAGGUUUUCGCGAUGGAGAAGCGGCGGGUGAUGAGAUGGACGUCGAUCGUCGUCCUUCUCCCAUCACCAGCGGCGGCGGCGCUGGAGGAAACGCGCAGGAGAAACCUGUGAGUAUGCCUACGCAGGGGGUUUAUCUGGGCCGCUCGUCUUUGGGCGCGAAGAAGAGUAAAGGUGGGGUGGCGCCGGUUGCGGAUAUGUUUGGAAAUUUCAGUGGUGGCGGAGCUAUUGGGACGACUCAGGGAGGCGUUACUAAGGGUAAGGAUAGCGAUGCCGGUGUCGGUGCGGGACGGGGUGGAGGUGAGGCUUCCGGCGAGGAGAGCGAGGAGAUGUGA
This is a messenger RNA of Periconia digitata, 2295 nucleotides long. Lineage: Eukaryota; Fungi; Ascomycota; Dothideomycetes; Pleosporales; Periconiaceae. The record is from the annotation of a GenBank genome assembly.